AUGUCGUCCCCCGCCGCCGCCGAGUACGGCAGCAAGGACCAGCAGGACCCCAACAAGCAGAUCCUCUUCCGCUUCUGCUCCGAGUGCUCCAACCUCCUGUUUCCCCGCGAAGACAAGGCCGAGAACAGGCUGCUGUUCGCGUGCAGAACAUGCUCCUUCACCGAAGAGGCGCCCUCGUCGUGCGUCAUGAGGCACGAAAUCGCGUCCACGGUGGGAGCCACCGCCGGCGUCACAGCAGAGGUCGCGCAAGAUCCUACGGUUGGUCCCUCCGACCCCACUUCCCCGAGCCCUGCUGCCAAAGAGGUCACAUGUUGCACCAUGUGCGGACAGGACAUUGUCUGCGUCGAGUGCGGCCAGGACUGGGCGCCGGGCUUCAUGCUCGAGGCCGAGGACGAGCCGUCGCACGUGCCUGUCCAGCACCGGCACCAGCACCAGCACCAACACCAGCACCAGCACCAGCACGAGGAAUACGACUUGUACGACGACGACUUCUUCGACGACGACGACAUGGAAGACGUCCUGUCCUGA
Molecule: messenger RNA, 528 nt
Organism: Ascochyta rabiei
Lineage: Eukaryota; Fungi; Ascomycota; Dothideomycetes; Pleosporales; Didymellaceae
Exons: 2
Coding region: 1-528 (175 amino acids)
Biological process (GO): maintenance of transcriptional fidelity during transcription elongation by RNA polymerase II; DNA-templated transcription; transcription initiation at RNA polymerase II promoter
Cellular component (GO): RNA polymerase II, core complex
Molecular function (GO): DNA-directed RNA polymerase activity
Source: RefSeq, a predicted model, not a curated record